UCCUCCUCCAACACUCCACGCUACAACUACUGACCAAAAGUUCCAGUUCCUGCUAGUUACUUCAAUCUGGACACCAGUACGUCAGCAUUUGUCCCUAUAGUCGACACCAGAGGCUAUAGGGUCUCCCGCGAUGAGACAUGGAGCUAUCCGGGUCUCACAGCUGCUGCGCCUGAAGCAUGGACAUGGACUUACUGGCAGGGCAAACCCGCGAUUACUACUAGUACCCUCGAACGGCAAGGGGAGACAUCCAAACGUCUACUCUCCCCUCUUCAGCCAUGGACGCAUGCACCAGUUAUGCGCAGAAUACAGCGCAAAGGCUGAAGAGCCGGCCGAUGCGGUGACCGAGACCGCGACCCAACCGCCGCAGGCUGAGCCGGCAACGAGGCCAGCCCUCCCGGCUCGGCAGUGGUCGACGCCGCUUGCGAAGACCAUUGCCCAGGCGAUUGAGGUUACCGGACCGAUAUCCAUCGCCUCAUAUAUGCGCCAAUGCCUAACGAAUCCGGACGGCGGAUACUAUACGAGUAGUCAGCAGACGUCUGACGAGGACGCAGACCAGUUCGGCCGCGCAGGAGAUUUCAUCACGUCGCCUGAGAUCUCACAAAUCUUCGGCGAAUUGGUGGGAAUCUGGUUCAUGACAGAAUGGAUGGCCCAAGGUCGACCGAGACAAGGAGUCCAGUUUAUCGAGAUGGGUCCCGGUCGAGGCACUUUGAUGAGUGAUAUUUUGAGGACGGUGGGACAAUUCAAAACUUUUGCACAGGCCGUCGAAGCCGUCUGGCUCGUCGAGGCUGGAGAGGGCCUGCGUCUGAAACAGAAAGACUUGCUCUGCGGCCCCGGUGCAGAGAUGAAGGAAGUCCGAGACGAUACUGGCAAGAAUGUGUGGUGGGAGGCGACUAGCAAACAAGGCAUUCCUGUUCGAUGGGUGGAAGACAUUGCUUUGUUACCGAGACCGAACCCGAAGCAUCAGGACGGCAGUAUGCCUUUCAUCAUUGCCCACGAGUUCUUUGAUGCGCUUCCCAUCCAUGCUUUUGAGUCUGUGCAACCGAAACCGGAAGAAAGUCAACAAGAAGAGGCGAAAGCGCAGUUACUCAGAGAGGCCGGCCAGCAGCCUUUGCCUGCAUCGAAGCCAUCCUCGUCCGCUUCUACAGCGAGGAGCGAAAAGAACCUUCCUCAAUGGCGAGAAUUACUCGUGGCUCCUUCAACGCGGUCCGACAAAUUUUCCAUCCUGACUGCCGCCGAAAUGGAGAGGGAAGACUCUCACAGAAAAAAAGAACCCGAGCCUGAUUUCCAACUGACGCUCGCAAAGGCAAGCACGCCCAGCUCACUAGUGAUACCCGCACGACCGCGCUAUCGCGCCCUCAAGAACCAAGUAGGUUCCCGCAUCGAAGUGUCGCCCGAGAGUUCACGCUACGUCCAGGAGUUUGCACGCCGUAUCGGUGGGGACGUCAGCAGCAGCAGCAGCAACACCGCCUCAUCAUCAUCAGCCACAGCCAACACGGUGACGAGCAGCGCUCGACAACCAGCAGCCGGAGCCGCCCUGAUCAUCGACUAUGGCCCACUGGACACCGUCCCCGUCAACUCUCUCCGCGCGAUUCGGAAACAUAAAAUCAUUUCGCCGUUCGUCUAUGCCGGCGAUGCCGAUAUUAGUGCCGACGUCGACUUUGAGGCCCUGGCCGAUGCCGCGUUGGAAGCUAGUCCCGGCGUCGAAGUCCAUGGACCUGUUGAGCAGGGCGCAUGGCUGACUCAGCUUGGUAUUAAGGAGCGUGCGGACCGGCUGUUGCGAGAAUUGCGGAAGAAAAAGCAUAUGUCAACGCCGUCAGGACAAGCAUCGCUACAGCAAGGAGAUCGGCCGUCUGGGUCUUCAGACGCCGCAGCCGCCGUAGGAGACAAGGAAGAGGAAGAAUUAGACCGAAAAAUCCGUGAAUUCGACAUGGGCUGGAGACGACUCGUCGAGGGCGGGCCCAAGGGCAUGGGCAAGGCGUAUAAAGUCAUGGCCAUCCUUCCUGAAAACGGAGGACAAAGGAGGCCCGUGGGGUUCGGAGGAGGCGUCGUCGGAUGAGUGAAGCAACUCAAUCGCAACGCUUGAUGUAGAUGUAACAGGACUGGGAGCUGCCAAACGUGUAAUACAAACUUGACUUUUCCUCAUUG
Messenger RNA from Exophiala dermatitidis NIH/UT8656, 2145 nucleotides. RefSeq names its product protoporphyrinogen oxidase. Gene Ontology annotation, molecular function: protein-arginine omega-N symmetric methyltransferase activity. The record is from RefSeq and is a predicted model, not a curated record. Lineage: Eukaryota; Fungi; Ascomycota; Eurotiomycetes; Chaetothyriales; Herpotrichiellaceae. Gene Ontology annotation, cellular component: mitochondrion. Gene Ontology annotation, biological process: mitochondrial respiratory chain complex I assembly. The transcript is spliced from 2 exons. Bases 131 to 2056 code for a protein of 641 amino acids.